AGAUGGCGGUAUGCAAUUUAACUGUUGGUAAUGUUGAGCUGUCAAAGCAGGAAGAAGACGGAGAGGAGGAAGAAAAACUGACCAUCAGCUGAUUUAGCUCUGACAAGAAAAUGGACACCCGUUUCACUCGAGGGAAAUCCAACAUCCUUGAGCGCCCUCUGACCCGACCCAAGACUGAAGUCAGUCUGAGCGCCUUUGCGCUCCUGUUCUCCGAGAUGGUACAGUACUGUCAGAGCCGCGUGUACUCCGUGUCGGAGCUGCAGACACGCCUGGCAGAUAUGGGCCAGAGCGUGGGAGCCAGCAUGCUGGAUGUGUUGGUGCUGAGGGAGAAGAACGGGAAGAGGGAGACCAAAGUGUUGAACAUGCUCCUCUUUGUCAAGGUUAAUGUGUGGAAGUCCUUGUUUGGAAAGGAAGCUGACAAGCUGGAGCAGGCCAACGAUGAUGACAAGACGUACUACAUCAUAGAGAAAGAGCCGCUUAUUAAUGCGUACAUCUCCGUGCCCAAGGAGAACAGCAGCUUGAACUGCGCCGCCUUCACCGCGGGCAUCGUGGAGGCCAUCCUCACACACAGUGGCUUUCCCGCAAAGGUCACUGCCCACUGGCACAAAGGCACCACGCUGAUGAUAAAGUUUAACGAGUCAGUUAUAGCCAGGGACAAGGCUUUGGAUGGCAGAUAAGAAAGAUCGGAGGGGGGGAGUUGUUAUGUAAAUCUGUACAGGAUGAGGAGAAAUCACGGAGGCCCAGGCUGGUGUUUGUAUCUGAAGUGUCUCCUUGUGGUAACUGAUGAGACAGGGUGACAAUAUAAAUGGAUCACUGUGCUGUACUGAGCCUCAUGAGCAGAAAAUAUGCACCUACAUGGUUUCGUGGAUCAUCUCCUUCCUGUUUUGCCUCCUGAUGUGGUUUUAUUUUGUAGUUUUUCUUUUGUCACAUAUUUGCAACAGACAAAAGUUUAAAGCGUAAACAUACUGCAUAAACUUUCAUGCCACAAUGGUCACAGGAAUGUAAAAAAUUUAAACAAAACAUUGGGGCUCUAUUUGACAGCCCUUUUUACACCAUUUUUAAAAAUAUUUGAUUAUUAUUGUUUUAGUCUACAAGCUGGCUACAGGAGGCCAACAAAGUAGAGUACCCCUGGUUAUGAUAAUAUUAAAUCAUAACCAACAAUGAAUCACCACAUGACUUGUUUUUAGGGACAAAAUAUUUUAAGGAGACAGGUUCAAGGUUUUCCCUGCAAACCUGAGCUGGAUAAGUGGGAUCAAGUGGAUGUAUGAGUCCAUGGUUUGUUUUCUAUUUCAUUCCAGCUCAGCCUCAGCUUUUGUUUUGUUUUGUUUUUAAUAAUUCAUAAUCUGGGGCUAGUAAUUCUGUGCUAACAACGCAACCACCAGGCUACAUCUUACAAAUCUAUACAUUUCUUGGGCCCAGAAAUUUUGCGGUGCUAAGCUGAAUUGUUUUUCUUUAAACAGCAUCUGUGGAAAAGAGGAAGUAGUUUAGUGUUAUUUAAAAUACAUUUUUGUAUUUAGUGUCUUGUCAUCGAGUCAUUAUGUAACACAAAGAUGUUUACAUGUUACAAAUAAAAACUGGAAGGUUGUGGUUGUUUUUGAUGACAUGGCUGCUUUUAAGCAAACAAAAGCUGCUUAGCUUAUACUAACACAGACAUAUUUAAAACAUGCGCUGAAUAUUAUAAUUUAUAUUAUGUCCAGAGGACCUAUUUGUUACACUGAGGGAAAUAAAUAUGGUCAUUUCCAGGUCUGACUGUAAUGUCUAUAGCAAUAACUAACAUUGGGUUUAUUUCAUUUUUUUAAAUAACAAAUUGCAGCACUAGUGAAUGUUAGUGUGUGAAGAAAGCUCCC
Messenger RNA from Maylandia zebra (zebra mbuna), 1847 nucleotides. RefSeq names its product trafficking protein particle complex subunit 5. Gene Ontology annotation, cellular component: TRAPPIII protein complex; TRAPPI protein complex; TRAPPII protein complex. The record is from RefSeq and is a predicted model, not a curated record. Gene Ontology annotation, biological process: endoplasmic reticulum to Golgi vesicle-mediated transport. Lineage: Eukaryota; Metazoa; Chordata; Actinopteri; Cichliformes; Cichlidae.